GUAUGUGAGUAAAUGUCAAACAUAUUUCAAAAAUAGAAGGAGACAAUUUUUUUGUCUUUUUAAGUCUCGAAAUAUAGUCAAAGAUGUUAAGUAGAGUAAAUAUUUCUGAAGUCGCAUUUUUUUUAAUAUGCUUUAUUGUUUUGAACGUUUCAAUCGAAGCAACAACAUUUGAUAUGAAAAAAUCUAGAGAGAUGGGAAAUUGUGAACAAUUGCCAGUAAAAGUUUUGAAGCGAGUUCACGGGCCGGCAUUUGAUGCUCGUUACAUGAGUAUAGAACAACCAUUGGAUAAUGAUGAAUUCAGUAGAUUCGAUAUAAUGGAUACAGUGAAUCGUAAACGAAAUAUCGACGCAGAUAGGCCAUCAUUUUACUUAACCGACAACCAUACAGAAGUAUUGAGUAAUGAAGCAGCAUGGAAUAUUCAAUGGGAUACAUUUGAAAUACAAAUAAAUAGUCAAUCACGUAGAAAAAGAAGUUUGUUACCAAUUGGCAACGAAUUUCAAGAUUUUCCAAUUUCUUCGGGUAAUUUGAAACAGAACAAACGACAAAGUCAUGCGCAUAGCAAGAAAAGUGACAAAACUGAGCCAUGGCAAUGCGAGCAAAAAAUUAAAUGGAUUCAUCUUGGAUUGGACUACUAUCCAUCUCAUCUGAAAACUGUCAAGUGCACAGAACCUAAGUGUUUUUACAAAAUGCACGAAUGUAUGCCAAGACAUUUUGCCGUUCGAUUAUUACAAAGACGUCGUGGUGCAUGCGCAGAUGCCUCCAAUCUCAAAGCAUAUGGUUUUUCAGGCCCAAAAUAUGUCGAGGUAUGGGAGUGGAUUGAAGUUGCUGUAAAUUUCUGUUGUGUUUGUGCUGCCGCAUCAAUAAAUAAUUCAUAGUUUUUUUUAAUGAUUCUCUCUUUUUUUUUGCAAUUAUAUACUAAUUAUAUUAAAAAUUUAAAUUAUCAGAUAGGUUUG
This is a messenger RNA of Contarinia nasturtii (swede midge), 953 nucleotides long. RefSeq names its product protein trunk-like. The record is from RefSeq and is a predicted model, not a curated record. Gene Ontology annotation, molecular function: signaling receptor binding. The transcript has a single exon. Bases 84 to 875 code for a protein of 263 amino acids. Lineage: Eukaryota; Metazoa; Arthropoda; Insecta; Diptera; Cecidomyiidae.